AUGUCUGAUCUCUCUUCUGACGACUUGCGUGCAAUUCUCUCGUUCACCACUUCAUUGGCACGGUCUGCUGGUGAAAUCAUCUUGCAAGGCUCUCAGGCAAUCCUCGCUGCCGGGAAUGUCAACGAGAAGAAGAAUUCGGUCGAUCUUGUUACAGAGUACGAUGUGAAAGUGGAGGAGUUAGUGAAGAAAGAAUUGAGCAGCAAGUAUCCGUCGUUCCAGUUUAUCGGAGAAGAGUCGUAUGCAGCAGGAUCGAGGGCGCCGCUGACAGACGAGCCUACGUUCUGCGUCGACCCCAUCGACGGAACGACUAAUUUCGUCCAUGGAUUUCCUCAUGUCUGUAUCUCCCUUGGUUUGAUCUACAAGAAGUCUCCCGUACUCGGCGUCAUCUACAACCCGUUCCUUGAGCAGCUUUACACUGCUGUCAAGGGCGACGGUGCGUACCUCCAACAAGGAAGCCGCUCACCCGUGAAGCUACCCAUUGCAACUCCGCGCCCACUACCAUCGCUUUCGCAAGCCCUCAUCGGUAUUGAGUGGGGAUCGGACCGUUCACAGGAUCUUGUCCGAGCCAAGGGCGACUCUUACAAGAGACUCGCGGGUAACCCGAAGGAAGGUGUUGAGGGAGGGCGCAUGGCGCACUCUUUGCGCUCUCUCGGUAGCGCUGCCCUCAACUUCGCGCUGGUUGCUCAGGGCGGCAUGGAUAUAUAUUGGCCUUGGGAUGUGUGUGCAGGCUCAAUCAUCGCACAAGAAGCCGGUUGUCUCUAUAUUGUCAUCCGAGCCAUUGGUGAUAGCGCGUCCGAGAAAGGAAGUGAUUCUCAAAGACGGCUCAUCAAGGACUUCUACGAUACCGUAGAGGAUGUUCAACCGGCAUGA
Molecule: messenger RNA, 870 nt
Organism: Postia placenta MAD-698-R-SB12
Lineage: Eukaryota; Fungi; Basidiomycota; Agaricomycetes; Polyporales; Adustoporiaceae
Exons: 7
Coding region: 1-870 (289 amino acids)
Biological process (GO): inositol metabolic process; signal transduction
Molecular function (GO): inositol monophosphate 1-phosphatase activity
Source: RefSeq, a predicted model, not a curated record